Molecule: messenger RNA, 429 nt
Organism: Microthlaspi erraticum
Lineage: Eukaryota; Viridiplantae; Streptophyta; Magnoliopsida; Brassicales; Brassicaceae
Source: the annotation of a GenBank genome assembly
AUGUUUGAAUGUGCUCGCCAAUGGCUUCGGGAUGUGAUUCCUCCGGCCGUCUUGUAUUCCGUUCGAUCGUUUCCUUCUUUUCUUCUUCCUUGGAUUUGCCGACAAAAAUUGUGUUUUGAGGUCGCCUGUGAAGUUGGGUGGACGUCGGACGUGCCGUUUGUGAGAUGGUCGAGUGUGGUCGCUUGGUUCGUCGAUAUUGGCCGAGAGAGUGGUUGUCUUUUGGAGCAUUCUGGAGCAUAUGGGACACAAGGAGCAUGGAGGGACUUGGCACAUGGAAGCAGCUCAACUGGAUACGCAAAGGAAGAUGGGAGAAGCCAUCUUGAAGACCAGCUCGACCGUCCAACUCGACCGGCCAAGCUUCAACUCGAUCGAGCUGGGGAGUCAAAGUCAAACCCGAAAAAUGUUGCUUCCCCCUUGACUUCCCUUUGA